Molecule: messenger RNA, 19558 nt
Organism: Podarcis lilfordi (Lilford's wall lizard)
Lineage: Eukaryota; Metazoa; Chordata; Lepidosauria; Squamata; Lacertidae
Source: the annotation of a GenBank genome assembly
GCCCGGCCAGGCCCCGGGGCCCCGUUACCCACCUGCCGCCGCCGCCUCCUUCAGGGGCUGCGCGCCGUCGAGCAGCGCAGGCCGGGGGGAACUCGAAGCGGGCGUGGCCGCCUCAGCCGCCGUCGCCUCAGCCGCCGCCUGGGCCCGUCUCCGCCCGGCGGCCCUCAGGGGCCCCGCAGACCCGGCCAUGGCCCCGCUUGCUCGGCACGACGAGGCCGCUAGUCGAGCGCCCGACGCGGAGUCGCUUUCCCGGCUUCCCUUCCUGCCUUCUUUCCUGUCAGGCGAAGCGACCGACUUGACUUCGGGCUUCGAGCAGAGGACGACAACAAGAGCGAGCGGCUCCGCCCCGCGCGGGCAGCCAUUGGGCGCCAGCCAGGUCCGCCAUCUCCAUUGGAGGAAACGGGUGCCCAUCACUCGGGCUGACGCAUCCCAGUGGCUCCCCGGCGCGCUAAUCAACGGCAUGUGUCCAGCCCCACCCGUUGGGAUAGAGCCGGGCUCUCAUUGGCGGCCGCCUCAAGGCGCUGUCGAGCCGAGCGUGGAACAAAGAAGGGGCGGGGCAGCUGUCACUCAAGGGAGGGCCACGCCCCUUUCCCAGGGGGCGGGGGAGGGCGCCGCCUGAGGGAUUCCGCGCCUGUCCAGCUGCGGAAUCAGGACCCGCUUCGCCAAUGCAGCCGCAAUUCUUUUCCUUCUGGGAAGGCCAAGCAUUUCAGGCAAUCUUUAAAAUGACCAGGAUUAUUCAUUUCAUUUCAUUUUAAAAAUUGCCCGCUGCUUUUUCCAUAUGAAGCAGCCACAUGAAAGAUGAUAAUAAUUUAAAACCAACUUAGGAUAUCUCCACAGAAAAACCAGUGCAAAUUCAUGGAAAGGAAUGUUGUUGUUGUUGUUUAGUGGUGUCCGCCUCUUCGUGACCCCCUGGACCAGAGCAUGCCAGGCACUUCUGUCUUCCACUGCCUCCCGCAGUUUGGUCAAACUCAUGCUGGUAGCCUCGAGAACACUGUCCCACCAUCUCGUCCUCUGUCGUCCCCUUCUCCUUGUGCCCUCCUUCUUUCCCAACAUCAGGGUCUUUUCCAGGGAGUCUUCUCUUCUCAUGAGGUGGCCAAAGUCUUGGAGUCUCAGCUUCAGAAUCUGUCCUUCCAGGGAGCACUCAGGGCUGAUUUCCUUCAGAAUGGAGAGGUUGGAUCUUCUUGCAGCCCAUGGGACUCUCAAGAGUCUCCUCCAGCGCCAGAAUUCAAAAGCAUCCAUUCUUCGGCGAUCAGCCUUCUUUAUGGUCCAGCUCUCACUUCCAUACAUCACUACUGGGAAAACCAUACCUUGAACUAUAUGGACCUUUGUUGGCAAGGUGAUGUCGAAAGGAAUAAAAAAGCACAAUUCUGCUCCAGAUGGCUCACUAGUCCAAAAGCAUUAUAGAGUGACACAGCCCUAGCCUCUGUAUUGGAAUACCAGGGAAGGAACAUUAGGUUCGUGUCCCUCAGGAGGGAGUUCCACAAAAUUGGCGCCACCACCGACAAGCCCAUGGGCCUUGUCAGGGGUGAGUAUGUGGCAGCAAGCCUCUGAGGAAGGAUUUAGCAUGGAAGUUGGCUCCCCUGGUAGAAGGCCAUCCUUCAAGCCUGCGAGAUGUGUCUAUUGUGGGCAAACAUAUUGCAAUCAGUUUUGGUUGCCCUCUUUCAUAGAAGACAUAGCAGUCAGUCACUAAUUAUUAUUAAUAAACAUGACAGGACACUAGAUCUCCUGUGGCAAUUUGGAUUGCAAACUAUGGCGAUCACACAGGGUCCCCGGACGUUUGACUGUCUAUUGAUCCCUGUGCCACCACUGUGAUUGCUUCCCCGCUGCCACCAACCCGUUUCUCUCGGGUACACACAGAGUCCAGACAGUUGCUAACAUUAAAACAAAUAAUCAAGUUUAUUUUAUAAGCCUUAACAAGUUUAUGGUUUCAGAUAGUUUUUCUUGUCAGUUUCUUAAUCGUAGUUUCUUUACUGACCUAAACGUUCCUAACAACUUCAAACUGAUUACCCCAACUAUCUAUCUGACUCCACCUAACAGUUCCUCUCACUCUCUCACAACACAACUCGACCAACCCACAGACUUAUCCUCCCUCUUCCUUCUCCAACUCCCAACUCUCAACUGACUUCCAAACAACACCAACUCUAACUCUAACUCCUCCCCUUGGGUCCCACUGGCCAAUCACUUCCCACUCAUUUAACCCUUUCCUUAUGACCCACCUAGGAGGGCAAACGCCACACAAACAAAUGCAGAUGUUAUGUUCUUUCAGAGGGCUGUCCUAAGCAGAAAGCCCAGCUGCAGAGGGGUUCUCGGAGGGGACAGAAGUCUCCUUUGGUGUAACUCCCCAAACAUGCUCCUUUGCCAAUGGGAAAAAAUGUGCUGGUGGAAGGAGCUCACGGUAGAGCAGAGGGCGCACAGCCCAUGCUCCCUGUUGACAGCGCUGCUACACACCAGCCUGAGAGCUGGCACAAGGCCUAUCCUUCCCGCCAAGCUCCAAGGGGGAGCAGACUUCGCUCACAAGGUGCCAUCAUAGCAUCACAGAAUUGUAGAGUUGGAAGGGAUCCCAAGGGUCAUCUAGUCCAACCCCCUACGAUGCAGGUAGGUAGCAUUGGACUACAACUCCCAUCAGCCCCAGCCAGCGGGGCCAGGAGGGCUGGGCAUUGAAAUGUGGAAGGCAGGUGAGUUCUUUCCAGGCUCCAGCAACUCCAGGGGGUGGCCGCAACCAUCUUUUAAGAAGCCCAAGUGCUGAAUCGAACAUGUCGCCCAAAUAUAUAUAUAGGAGGGCCAGGGCUGGAUUUAGGUUUGAUGAGGCCCUAAGCUCCUGAAGGUAAUGGGGCCCUUUAUCAGCAACAAAUUGUUGCUGUUUUUUGUGUUGAAUAUAUGCUAUAUGGUAAUUUAUGGACCUAAUAGGUCCAUACAGAACACAAAACACUGUUUCUGUAUGAAGGUUUUAUCUUAUUUCUUUUUUAUCUUAUAUUUUGGAAAUGUACAUCCAGAUAUUUUUUUCCUUUAAUUUUUUUGGGGGCCCCCAAGAGAGUGGGGCCCUAACUAAGCUCUAGGUUGUUUAGCUUAUAUGCCGUUCAAAUAUAUCUCUUAGACUAGGGCUCCCCCGCCCCGCUUCCGCUGAGGGGGUCCCCUCCUGGCCCGGAACCUCGGAGUCGGGCGGCGGUUUCCCUCCGUCGGCGGCGGGGAAGCGGACGGCGGCGCGCCGGAAGCGCCCCGCGGGGAGCCGCGCUCGGCUUCCGGUUCCGGGCGGCGACUCGAUGGCGGCGGCGCCGGGCUGCUCGCCGUCCCCGUCGGGCCUGGUGCUGCUGGCCUCGGCCAAGGCCUGGGUGCCGCGCCGCUCGCCGGACGCGCCCUCCGCGCCGCCCUCCGCCUCGCCGGCCGGCCGGGAAGCGCAGCGCCUCUUCCGGCUCCAGCUGAGCGCCGCGCCCGGACCCGAGCGCUUCCGAUUCGGCCUGAGGGGCGCGGCGGAGUCGGGGGGCGAAGCGGUGAGAGGGGGCGGGAAGGGAAGGGCCUCGGGCGGGGAGGGGGCAGGCAGCGGGACCCCUUCCCUGGGCCGCCCUUGGCUUGGCGUCGCGCCUGCCUUCUCCAGGGAGCUCAACGGGGGCCUAUGCUCCUCCUCCUCCUCCUCCCCUCAUCCCCCCAACAACACCCCUCCGAGGCCGACUGGCCCCAAGGUCACGCCCCCCAGCAACAACCCUGCGAGGUAGACCGAGGCGACUGGCCCCCCCCAAGGUCACGCCCACAGAGCUCCGUGGCCCAAGGGGAAUUUGAACCCAGGUCCUGGUCCGCCCCUCUGGCCCUGCCACACAGGCUUCUCUCGCCCGCUUACCAGAGGCUGCUGCCUCCUCCUCCUCCUCCUCCUCCUCCUCCUCCCUGCCUUUCUUCCCCACAGGCCGUCGAAGCUCUUGGGCCGGCAGCUGCUGCCCCAACCCGUCAGACCGGAGUGGGUGCAUUUCAGCUGCUGAAAGGGGCUGCCCGGCCGUGGGGAAGCAGCGCCAGGGGCAAAGCCCAGGCUGUUUGGGGCUUCCUAGCCGCUGUCGGACUUUGCUGGAAAAUGUCCCUCUUCUCUGAGUGGCGCUGAAGGCUUGCCUCUUUCACAAGAGGUGCCCAAGAGGCCAGCAAAGUCAUUCUUUACAGGAUCUGUUUCUCCCCACCCACCCCACAUUUUACAGGAUGUCUCAAUGUAUGAACAAUGCUUAGAAAAAGAAUUAGGUGUUUCCUAAGUGUUUAUUAAUUAACAACAACAAACAACAUCCAGGGAUUUGAGCAUAGAAUAUCCAGCUCAUAUAUCCAAGCAAGGAUCAUGGUAGCAGCUUGUUUCCGUUUCCCUUGCACUUCGAUUUUGUUAAAUGCACUGAUUUCUUGGAUCAAGUAGAAAGGCCAGGUCCGUUCCUCAACAUGCUUUAGUCCAUUGUGUGCUUCAAGUAUGCCUGCUCAUAAUGUGUUGUUGUUGUUUAGUUGUUUAGUCCAGAGCACGCCAGGCAUAAUGUACUAUUCAUUAAAAACAAUUACAUCCCCACCUUUUCAUCGCAUACAGCGGUACCCAAAAUGGCUUGCAGUCAACAUGUUUAACAACAGUUUAAGUGUCUUUGAGACAGUAUUGGUGGUCCAGCUCCAGGCAUGCUUGGAGGAAACUGAUUAUCUGGAUCCAUUUAAGUCCAGCUUCAGGCCUGGGCACAGCACUGAAACUGCUUUGGUUAGUGGCGUUUGUGGAUUGUGCCUCUUACACCUUCUCGUUACCUCUAUAACACCCUGCCUACCAUACACAGGCCUCGCACUCAUCCUGAGGGGCUGUAAACAAAUAGGGCAGAACAGGAAAGGACAUGCAGGCUCCUCUUGCUUCUGCCAGUGGCGUUCUAAAGACACCCUCACCCCAAAGUAGUAUGCAGUGUUCCUGCAAGAGACUUGGGUGUUUUCGAAAGAGGACUGGACAAAUUCACAAAGGAGAGGGCUAUUGAUGGCUGCUAGUCAUAAUGGCUAAGCUCUGCCUUUGCAGUCAGAGGCAGUAAUGCUUCUGAAUAGCAGUUGCUGGAAACCACAGGAGGGGAGAGGGCUCUUGGGCUUGAAUCCUGCUUGCGACUUUCCUGGAGGCAUCUAGUUGGCCACUGUAAGAACAGGAUUCUGGACUAGAUGGGGCAUUGGCUUGAUUCAGCAGGUUCUCCCUCUGUUCUUAGGAGUUCCACUUGCAGAAUGGAACUUUCCCCUCCUCUCUCUCUCCCCUGCAGUCCACUAUACACCCUCAAAAUCUGCUCUGGAGGGAUGGGAGAACCUCUCAAGCAGUUUUGCACAGAGGGAGGAGAGGAACAAGUCCUGUUGUGCAAGGAGAGGUCCAUCCUUUGAGCUCUUCAGCAGUGGGAGCAGCUUUCAGCAUGAGCACUGAUGAGGGGGAGCCUGAUGAGACUUGGCUGAAGAAUAGAAUGGGUGCUUUGACCCCCGUGUUGCUUGAGGUAAAGAGGCCUCAACAAGAGCUGGUUGGGGCUAUUUGACUUUGCACUCGCCCACUAAUGCUUUUCUUCCCCCAGGGCCUUGUUGAGUACAACCUCAGAGACAUUUCCUAUGAGGUGAAGACUGCCACGUGUCAUGAGCUGAAGUUCUUAGCCCGCCCAGACGACCCCCUUGUUUUCCACUUUGAGGAUGAGCAUGAGGCACAGAAGUGGUGGACAGUCGUCAGCAGCUCCCUCCAGGAGCUCCAGAAAGGUCAGCUCCUGCCCCGGAAGGCACUUACAAUGCCAGGGUCCGGCUUCUGGUAGUGAGAGAGGGCAUGGCUUGAAUCCUGCUUCCAGGUUUCCCACAGGCAUUUGAUUGGCCACUGUGAGAACAGGAUGCUGGACUAGAUGGGCCAUCGGCCUGAUCCAGCAGGCUAGUCUGAUCAUCUUAUGUUCUGUGUCUGCCUGCUGGAGCACUUCUUCUAAAGUCUCUUCUCUCCCCAGCUACUGAGGGAAGCGGUUUGCUGACAGGACGGCCUUCUCCCCUUCCCUUGGCACUUUUCAACUCUCUGUCAGACAUCGAAGUCUCCCUGCCCUUGGAGCUUGCCAGGAAAGGUGGGUGGCUGAUGGCACAGGACACUUGUCCACUGGCAGUGUGCCCUUGAAGACACAUCAUAAACGCUACUCAGCUGCCAGGAAAUGUGAUGUUUGCGUAUUUGAAAUUUCCUUUUACCUGUGCCCUUGAAGACACAUCAUAAACGCUACUAAGCUGCCAGGAAAUAUGAUGUUUGCAUAUCUGAAAUUUCCUUCUGCCUGUAUCAGGUUAGGCAGCUGGUUUUGUUGCACAGUGGUAAUGAGGAGUGGGUGCAUUUUGUGAAGUAUUGUUGAGAUGGUGAAUUGAGAGAGAACUUGGUUUCAGUAAUUACCCAAAAUCUCCCCCAUAUUUCUAUGGCUUAGAAUCCAUUUUGGCAAGCAAGAGGUAAACAGAUGAAUAAAUAAUACCUAUUUAAAAAGCAAGCCAUGUUUACACUUCCUGUUGAGCCUUUCCUCCCCAUUGACGCUAAUCCACUGGAAUGGGGGUUUCAUUUGGUGCCCAUGCAAGUAUUCAGUUAUUGAUUGCAUUAAAAGCACUUGGUUGGUUUUAUUUCCUUUUAUGUUGACCUCUUCCCUGGGUGCCUGCUUGAUCCACCACCUCAGUGGUGAGGAGUCGCUGGAAAUACCCAGGGGCCACAUGCAGUUAAGUAGGAGGCCGCAUCCGUGGUUGGGUUGGAGGCUCCCCAGCCGUGCUUUGCGGUUUGCCCUGUAUAACUCACCAGAGCAGCAUAAGUGUCCUGAAGGAGUGGCUGCUUGAGCUGGAUGAGGAAGAGGGGGCUGCCCUUGCCACCCAUAUUGUGAGCCCCCCCAACUGCCCCAACUUUUUUUCAUUUUUUUUUAAAAAAGUAAAACAACCAGUCAACAUAGAGGAAGAGAAGAGUGUCAUAUAUUGCAUUCAUAUCCCGCCUUUCCUCAAGGAGCUCAAGGUGGUUGACACAGAUCCCCUCCUCCCCAUUUUAUCCUCGCAGGAACCCUUUGAGGUAGGUUAGUCUGAGGGUGAUUGACUGGCCUAGUUCCACACCCAGUGAGCUUUGUGGCUGACUGGGGAUUCAAACCCUGGCCUCCCAGGUCCUAGCCUGAGUUAUGCUGCAACUGAAGACAACUAAAACCAAUCCAACAGCUGCACGAGGCCUCUGUGUGACUAAGAAAAGAGCAGGGUGCAAAUGGUCAAAAUCAGAAUAAGAUAAGAAAGCUUUUACAACUCACUUGGAAGGAAGUCUUGGGUCUGACCACCUGCAGCAGCAAGCCAAGUGUGGGGCAGGGGGUGGGGCUGCUCUUGAGAGCUCUUGCUCAGCAGUGGGUGGCUCCCUAGGAGGUUUUCCAUUGCAGACCUUGGAGAAGGGCGGGAGGCGGGAGGCUUGCCUGAGAUGGGGGGUGCACAACUUGACCUGGCCGGCUCAUGCCUGGCUUUGUCUCCUCCUCAGAGGACCUGGCGCUCCACCUGUCCACUGCUAUUGAGCUCGGGGACGAGGAGGAAGCCAUGCGCUGUGCCACGCUGCUCGCCCAGCAACACGCUGCUCUGCGGAUCCUGCUGAAGGAGUCCUGCUACCCCACCAGCGAGAUCAGGUGGGAGCGGAGGGCUGGGCAGGGAGCCGGUGUCUCUGGAGGAGGCUGGGUGGGUUAGGCUGGGUGAUUUGGGGCCAAUCCCCUGCACGCCUCCUCUUCUGAAGAUGGCCGGUUGCGGGACAAGCUGUGCUCACCUCACUGGCUGAUUCCCUUCCUUUUAGCAUGAAGGUGCAGGUGGAAGACGCCACUUGCUCAACAAGCAUCACCACCCGCGUCCACACGUACACCACCAUUGCAGGGCUCAGGCAGAAGGUAACCCGGGCACAGCUUUUCAGAGGCGGGGAUGCUGUCUUCUGUCUCCCUCACUGGGGCAGCUUCUGGGGCAAAAUGCCAACGACUGCCUGGCUGCUUGGCCUGCAGGAGAAGCCUUCAGACUCCCACUGACCCCGUCUCUGCUUCCCCCAGGUCUUUCAGGAUUACGGAUUCCACCCCAGCGUCCAGCGCUGGAUUAUUGGCCAGUGUCUCUGUGUGGAUGACCGAACCGUUGGCUCUUACGGGAUUCGGAAGGACGGAGACACAGCCUUCCUCUACCUGCUAUCGGCAAAGGGCGCCCACCUCUCUGAGCAGCGCUUCAAGGAGGACAGGGACUGGGUGGUGCUGCAGCCGCCCCCCUCGCCCCUGGCGGACAACGCGGAUGCCAGGCACAAAUUCAGCACCUUGCCCACCAGUCUGCCCAAGAAAAGUGAGCAGGCAGGGAGCCCUUUUGGGGAUGGCGGGGGCUCCUUAAGGGGAGGGGAAGAGGUUGCAUCUGGCUAGAAGCAGGGGGUUCAUUUUGGAACCCUCAGAACAGGUUACACCUCUCCCCAACGGCUUUUCUGCAUGCAAGUCAAGGCAAUUUAAAUCGGGAAGACAAAAGACCAAAUUCAGUUACUGAAGUCCAGUUUCACAUUUAUUCAUAUCUUUCCUCCUCUGUGGUGCAAUUCUGACCACUAAUUUACAACUAAAUAGUAUAUUGUUAACGUUGUUUCAUCCUUCCAGCCAAGCUUUGCAUCUCUUUCUUACAUCUGGAUACACAGCUUGUGACAGUGUGUGGUUAAAGGUCCAAUCCUAAAACGGUAUAAAUUCAUAAAUGAUGCUAAUAGGAAUCUGUCCCUUUGUGCUGGGGGUGGGGUGGGCUUAGGUUUGGCUGAGGGAGGGAGGGACAUAGGAACUUGUAUGCUGAGCACUCUUAGCUCCUCCCGCUUCUUGUCCCUGUUGCUCCUUCUUGCUUUGCUCUGCCUUGGACCACCCCCCCAAAAGAGGAAACCAACAGCAACAAAAAUGACCUGCCCAUGACCAGUACAGUGGUACCUCUGGAUACGAACGGGAUCCAUUCCAGAGCCCCAUUCGCAUCCUGAAGUAAACUUAAGGUGCGUGUGUGUGGAUCACGUUUUACCGCUUCCGCACAUGCGCGUGACGUCAUUUUGAGCGUCUGCACAUGCGCGAGCGGUGAAACCCAGAAGUAGCACGCUCCGUUACUUCCGGGUUGUCGCAGAGCGCAACCCGAAAAUAUUCAUCCCGAAGCUACUUCAACCCGAGGUCUGACUGUGGGUGGCAGUCAGGCCCGAUGGCCUUUGGGAGUCAGGAGGACUUUAUUUCCUGAAAAGGAAACGUAUCUGAUUUUUGUUAGAGUGCAAAUCUGCAUACCUGAGAAAUGAUCCAACCAGUUUUUCAUGUUCAUAGAAAAGCCUCCUUUAAUGUAUCUGGGAGAGUUUAGAGAUUAGCCAUAGGGACAACAUUUAUUUGUGUAACUUUAUUUAAACGAAGCUUGAGAAAAAUCAUUAAAAUCUCUCCAAUAGUUAACAUGCUUAUAUUCAGAUUGAUCGAUAUUAACCUAGCUUUUGUUUAAGAGAAACUUUGCACUUGCGAAGUUCUUAGACCUCCUUCUUCUAAGUCUUCUUCUUCUGUUGCAGGUGUGAAAAAUUCUAACAGGAAGAGGGACAUCGGUGAGAGCAGCCACUUCCUGGGAAAAUUCCUCCCUGGCCACUCGCGAGCCCCUCCGCCCCCGGCUGCUGCCCCUCCUCCCUCUCCUGUGCCGGUAUGUACUCUCUCUGCUAAGUGGUGAAACUCAAGGCAGCCGUCUCCCCAUAUAUGUGCCCCCUCUCUCUUUCCCAGUCCCUGGGCUCCCUGUGGCCUUGUCUCCCCUCACCCCGUAGUCUGCUCAAGAAAGGGGCCAGAGCGCCUUGUGGCGUGGGCCUCAUCGCCCGGCAGGAAGCACAAGUGGGAGAGGGGUGGUCGUGGGGCACGUGGCUGCAUCCUGGGCUAUCCUUGCAGGCGCCACGUCUAGCGGUCUCUUCCUCCUCCUCCUCAUCUCCCAUUGCAGACUGGCUGGUCUUGCCCCACCUGCACCUUCAUCAACAAGCCCACACGGCCCGGCUGCGAGAUGUGCAGCACAGACCGGCCUGCCAACUAUGUGGUUCCCGGGAGCUACAGGCCGGAUGAGGUGGAGCUGUGGCGGAUGCAGCAGGAGAAGGAGGGCAUCUUACAGUACCAGAAGGUAGGUCCUGGUAGCUCCCUUCCUGUGCCUCACAGUCCACUGGAGAAGCUCCCUGCAGGGGUCUGAAGCUUUGUGCGCUGCUCCCAGCUCUCUUGGCUCUUUUCUCUAGCUCCCUCUCCUUAUGCAGCUCCUUAAUGUGGCAUUCCCAAAGCAAAGGAAGGAUUGGACUCUGAUUAAUAGAAUACACACAAAGGCUUGACCAGCAAGACUCUGGGAGGAGUGUGUAUAAUAAUUCCCGUCCACCCCCUUGGCCCAGGUCGUUUUAUUCACAAAAGAACUUUUUAUACAGUGUUCAUAAGAACCAAUCAGAUUUCCUCUGAUCAUUUCAAAAAACCCCACGUGGGACAAAGUUAAAGUUAAAACUACAAAGAGCUAAUUUCCUACUUGAGCAUGCAUAUGUAAUUCAGAGUAAAUAAAGGAGGAAGCAAGGAGGAAUGCUUUUAGGAAACUCCAGAGGCCAUAAACAGCAAUAAACAGGAGAGGAAGGAUAGGUAGUAUUUACCAUCUCCUUAUGAAUGAUUAACAAACUAUAUCAAAGCUACCUUCUAGCUUUAUUACCCAGGAUGCCUGAUGCAGCAGCCGGCAACUGGUCUGUGUCCUAGAAUGCUUAUACGUGCCUGUCAGGCAGAGAGAAAUGGGCAGUAGAGGAAAAAUGGCUUAGAUGUAGAAGCUUGUGGGAUUGGAUCAGAAAUUAUUGUCAGUGUAUCAAACCCAGUCAACGCAAUGCUUUCAUCGUGGACACAAUGGCCUGAUGCAUAUUUCAUAAUUCCUCAUAGUAAUCCCACCUGACCCCACACUCUGGAUAUUUGCACUCCUACACUUAAGAACCCCAGAAGUGUCCUGCAGCAGCUGGAUGAGGCCAAGGGGAGCCAGUCCAGCCCAGCCGGCUGUUGUCCUAGUGGACAACCAGCUGCCUCUUCUGGGAAGCCCACAGGCAGGAGCUAAAGGCAGCAGCAGCACUCUACCCACUUGCGAUUCCUCCCAGCACCUGGUGUUAUUCAGAGGCCUUUGCUGCCUACAAAAGCGGGCAGGAAACAUCGUCAUUGUGGCUGGUAGUGGUCCAAGAAGCCAGCUCCCCAACUGUGUUCUGGAGGCUUUCAAAAGCAUCCCCCACUUGCUGUUUCAAAUUUGCUCAUAGAGUCUCCAGGCAGAUUCUUCUUAAUUCUGGGAUUUCUAAUUAGAUGAUGAUAGUAAGUUCAGCUUACUAAAUUUAUUGAUAACUUCACACAACCGAACGGAGUCGCAAAGCUAUUUACAAGAGAAGUGCUAUAAAUUUACAUCGUAAGAAACGUGCUAAAAAAGUGUGCAUCCCAAAUCACUUAAGUUGCUGCCUGCCCAGAAGCCAUUGUGGUCUACGAGUGGAGUAUAAAUUAAGGAACAAAACUGCUGAAUGGGGUGGAAAUGAACAUGUCCUGCUUCCGAGGCUGCAGAUGCCUGGAGUCCACUUCCAGGAUGGUCCUGAGAGCGAGGUCAGGUUCCCCCUUCCCCUCUGUAUGGCCGACGUCACGCCUCUGAGUUUAAACAUCUUUGGGCGCAAUCUCUGCCUGCAAAGGAAGGGAGGGAGGAAGAGCCCUGUACCUUUCUCAUGAAGUUAUCUCCCAAUGCCGUGGUGAUGUCAGCUGGUUGACGGAUGGGGAGCUAAGGGUCUAACAUACUGGCCAAAUCCUGCUCCCCAACUAUGUAGGUGAUCUUUAGUUCUUGCUUGAUUCAUUUUCUUAAAUAAUGAGAUACUAAUUAUGAUUUGGUUGUCCCUUUCAAUGUUUUGUCGGUGGUAUAUUUUUAGUGUAUUGUUUUCAUCACAUUUCCUGUAAAUACGAAAAACAUGUUGUUGUCGAGUGCACCAGAAAAAGAAUAGAAUUUCAAAAUCUCUCGGGCUCCGUCCUUCUCCUUCCGUGCUUUCCAAGGAGGGUGGGCUCUCAGGGAGGGCUGCAGGCCAUUCUGGGGGGUGGUGGUGGUGGUGAAGGUGCGUCAGGCUCCAGGCAGCAGUCUCUGGCGGCAGCACCUGACGACUCUUCUCUUCUUUCUUCUUUCUCUUGUGGCAGGAAAAAGGAAGGAGAGAAGACGGUUCCGCUGUGCCCUGUGCCCACAGCCUGGGAACCCCGGACGACUUUAUCCACCUCUCCUCGGAGUUCUCAUAGCCCUCCUCAGAGCCGGGGCCGCCAACGCCACCACUGCCCCUCCCAGCCUUGCAGUGGGGACGUGUGUUAGUCCCGGCUGCAGCACCAAGGGCUGCCAAGAUGAGCCAAGCGGACAGUGAAGCCCAAGGGGCAGGGCAGGGGUGGGCUUCUGUGGCUGCCCCCCACCUUCCCCUGCUGAGAACAAGCAGCUGAGAGUCCCUGCUGGCCCUUGGCGGCUUCACUGGCUGGCCGGCCUUUGAGCAAGGCCAUAUGGGGGGGUGCUUUGAGAGCCCCCUGUGACAGCAGCAAGAGCUGCGCUCCACCUGAGCAGCUUUUGGGGCACAGCCAUGCAACACUUGUGGGUUUGCCUAGGCUCCCCCCUUGCCCCUCCAUUCCACCUGGGUCUUGGAGCUCGGCCCAUUUCCCAUCUCAACUGGCAGCAGCCCAGAGCCUCCCUGCCUCUCGCUCAUGGAAGACUGGAGCUGUGUGAGCCUCAGAGGCUGGAGCCAGGUCGGUCUCCUGGGCCACGAAAGCCCCUGCAGUGGGGCUGCCACUUGAAUACCACCAUGAAAAUGUGUGUGUGUGUGCACUGUUUGCCCAGCGGAGGCAGUCGAUCUGCUGUAUUUGACACUCUGCAUUGGAUCUGUGGGCUGCCUGCCCAACCCAUGGAGCCCGUUGCCCUGCGAGAGCUUCCUUCCUUUUUGCCCCACAGUGCCUUCCUCCCUCAUUUGCCUCUGGCUCUCCUCCGCUCUGCCCUCAGGCCUGCACAGCCAGGGUGUCGUUGCUGCUUGCCGGGAGCCUCCCGCUUGCUGGCUUUGUGCUCCUCGCUCCGUUGGGGCCUGCGUUGAAGGUCUCUCCUCCCUCUGCCCCCCAUGGAGGCUGCUCUCCCCGUGUGCCUUUGACCAGGAGAAGCCAUGGCCUGCCCAGCCCCACAGGUCAGGCAGCAUUUGAACUGCAAGGCCAGGCUCUGCCUUGGGGACUUGCUUAUGCUGAAGCUGGACUAGAAAGAGAGACCCUCUGCCGUGAUAGCACUUUGAAAGAGAAAUGCUGUAACCCCCUCCCCUGAAGGUGGCUGUUUCUCGGUGGGUCAGGGGCCGCCUGAGCGUUGGGGGUCUGCCCCAGCUGCUGCUUGUCCCAGCCAGCAGAUCUUGGAGCAGGUGGCUCCCCUCGCCGUGGGGCAGUCGUUGCUGCCCUGGCCCCUGAUGGGGCACCAAACGCCCUUCUCUCCCUCUCUGUACUGAACACUGAUUAUUCAGCAGCAGAAGUUUCGGGACCUGUUUUGAAAUGGCUUGAUUUCUGCAUAACGUGUUUGUAAAUUUGAUUUUUUAAAAAUGAAUUGGAGAGCAAAUCCUUUGUUCUAUUAAAUGAUUCAUUUGGGCUUGACGGUCCAUCCUGGUACUUCUCUGUAGCGUCAUUGAUGGGGAAAGGGGGCAGGGGCUGUUCAGGAGGUAUGCAUGGGGGAUGAGGGGGGGUUAUCCCCACUGUCCUCUCUGAGCCACAAAGUGGUGACUGAGGGGUCUCUGCUGUGAGCUUCCCCUUGAGAGAAUUUCGUUGAGGCUGUCUUUGCCACAGGCGGCCCUUUUGCCUGCGAAGGAGUUGAUACAGCCACUUCAAGGGUCGGAGCAGCCUCACUGCCUCGCACGCACCCCCACUUGCUGAUUUCAUGGGCGUCUCAUGUCUGGGGAACUGCAGCAGGUUUGCAUUCCUUGCUUUAGUGGGGUACAUAAAAACAAGCCACCAAAAAUGGGACAGCAAAAGAAUAAAAACGUAUCAUAAAACUGAGCGCUGCCUUAAAUUGUUUGCUGGAACAAGGAAGUCUUAGUCAUGUGCCUAAUUUCAACUAGCAGGGAGUUCCACAGGUUCAGGCCCACUACACGGAAGGGGCAGGAAUUAAGUUGUUGCAUGGACAAUGAGGUCUGCUUGCACAUGGAGUUUUCCCCCUCCCUUCAUAUCCCUCACCCGCUAAAUCUCUGAAGGUUUGGGGGAUACCCCAGAAUGGGUUCAGCAGCCCCCCAGAGGCGUGAGGGGAGAAGUCCUGUUGUGCAAGCAGACCCCCACACCUAGCACUACACUGGAUUCCACCCAGUGUUUUAUUCUGUCACGGCUUUUAAAACUUUGCUAACUUCUGCAUAUUAAAUAUUUUAUGAAUUGCUUUGAGACAUUUUGCAAAAAGUGAGGCACAAUUAAACAAGCAUAGAGGAGGAGGGAGCCAGCAAAAAGCUCCUUCCGGGGGUUGGACUAGAUGACCCCUGGGUUCCAACUCGCUCAGUUCCAUAAUUCUGUGAAUGCUGCUGUGAUGUGCUUGCCAGACAUCUCAGGAUCCCGAUUCUGUCCUUCUCGUCUGUCGUUUCUAGAGCAGAGAGCCACUUGGAAUGUAAACGAGCCCUAUAAUAAAAUUGCAGAAGAAUAAAGCACACCCAUUGGGUUGGGUCAGCAGCAAAGGCCUUCAGAGGUCUGAGCAAGCAGAUCCGUCUUGGCUGAGUCUUGGCAAGAUCCUGCGGGUGCCAGUUGCCCUGGUCAGGGGAGGGUCUUCCGCAGGUGGUGAGGUCACCCCCUUUACCAAGACUCACUCUCCGCCUUGCCCCUCCCCAAAAUAUGCAUGCAGUUCCUGGACUGCCUUAGAGGAGGUGUCGCGAAAGGCCGCCUGAGAUCAGGCACCCAAAGUGUGCAUUAUCUUCCAACGUUCUUGCUGCUCUUCAGAAGGUGAUGCUUUGGGACACCACCUUCGUUUUAUGCCUCUUCCCAGAGCGUUUGUUCCAGAGUCUUGUAUCCUACUUUUCCCAUCAGGCUUUUCGGGGGGGGGGCCUGGCACCUUCACUCCAUUUCUGUCAUGGACCAGCUGGGUGCAGAGGAGUGGUGCGAGGUGCCAGCCGGGGAACCCCCAGGGGAAGAAGGCUCAGAGCCCGGGAAUUGGUGGUGGGACAAGGAUGCCUGGUCAGAGGGAGCAGGAGGCGUUGGAAGCUGAAGAGGCAACAGGGUUUAGUGAGCAGGAAGAGACUGUGGCAGAGAGCAGUCCAGACUCAGAGGCAGGAGACAGAGGGGAGACCGGCUGCUGAAGAGUCCAGGGGGUCUCUCCCUCCUGCUGUGACCAGCUCCCCUCCCUGCUGGUCUCCCAGAACAUGCAGAGAAAUGGAAAGGGCAGAGGAGGAGAACUUGGUUGUGUGCUGCCACAGUCUCCGCUUGCUUGAAAGUCCUUGCAACUACCUUAUUGGGGCAAGACCUACUGGGAACAGUUGCUGGGAUCACUGGGCCUCAGCUGUUUUGGUUCAUUUGAAUAAAGAGUUAACUUCAACAAUACUGGGUUUUUUAAAAAUUGCUGACCUUCAACUGACUCUGGCUCGUGAUAAUAUCUUUAGGCACCAGGCAAAAAUGUUCCUCUUCCACUGUUAAAACAAUCUGCGGCCUGUUAAAUGUGCCUGGAGGUGGGCGGGUUGUGUUUUUUUCUUAUUAUGUUACGCAUUUUGCAUUUUUAUGUUGUAAACCACCCUCUGAUCUUUGGAGGAAAGGUGGUAUAAUAAGAAUAAGAAUAAGAAUAGCAAUGGGGCUUCUGCCCCUUUUUCUAGAGUUAGCUGACCCUCCAAAUCUCACCAGCCUGGGUGGUGGGUGUGCCCAGGCUGAGACCCCUACCCACCUUUAACCAGGGGACUGCGGCCUGCCUGCUGGGCAACCACCACCUGCCCCUCUUUGCCCCCUCCAGGCCCUGGAGCAAGAGCGGCUGCAGAACUUCCAGCAGUUGCAGCAGCUGGAUGAGGCGGCGCUGGUGCCCAACCGGGAGGAGAUUGAGUGCCGCAUCUGCUACCUGAACGUGGAGCCUGGCGAGGGCGUCCUGCUUCGGGAGUGCCUGCACAGCUUCUGCAGGUAACCUGGCCUGCCUGGGGCAGGAGGGACCGGGGGGUGGGGAAAGGAAGGGAGGGUGCUGUGGCCUGACCCCGCUGCCGUCCCCCCUUCUCCCUCUCCAGGGAUUGCCUGCGCCAGCUGAUCAACUGCAGCGAGGAGCCCCAGGUGGCCUGUCCCUUCCGGGACGACUCCUAUGCCUGCAGCAGCCACCUCCAGGACAGGGAGAUCCGGGCGGUGAGUCCGCAAGGCUCAAGGAUCCCUCCGGCCCGGGUCCCUUGGGCAGGCUGGCAGGGCAGCUCAGCUCCCCCUUGUCCUGCCGCCGUCAUCGAGAGCGGUUGGAGAUGCAAAGUGGCAUUUGAGCAGGCCAGCUCUUGAGGUCUUUUUCUGCAGAGCUUGGUCCUCUUGCAGACGGGGGGAGUGGAGGAGGCUGCCAUGGCCAGACGCUCCUUUGAUUUCCACCCCGUUCCGGCCAUGGAAGCCCGGGGGUGCCCCCCGGCCAGCCCAUGCCCUGCCCUCCCUCUCUCAGGGGCUCUGAGCCAGCUCCCUGGUCUCCGCAGCUGGUGUCGUGGGAUGAGUAUGAGCGCUUCCUGGAGCGGCGGCUGGCCGUGGCCGAGAGCAGGGCCCAGAACAGCUACCACUGCCAGACGGCCGACUGCCUGGGCUGGUGCAUCUACGAGGACGACGUCAACGAGUUCCGCUGCCCCAUCUGCUGGGCCCUCAACUGCCUCGUCUGCAAGGUGAGCCCAGGCAGGGGCAGCACUGUGCCCUCGGCCCCCCACCUCCACGGGGACUGGCUAUGGGGCUGGAGGCCCACAGGUGGGGAUUGGAAAGAAUGAAGGAGAAGUGCUGGCAGACAUAAUAAUAUCCAACUCUACAGUUCUGUGAUUCUGAGGGGCUAGGGUGCUGAAGGUGGCCAGAGCACAGCCCCCCCCCCCCCCGCAUCUUGGAGGUCUCCCUCCCCCAUUCCGUCUUCUGAGCUGUCAGCAGCCUCCAGACUGUUUUCUAGCGUCUUUCAGAAACACUGGAGGGGAGAAAUCUCCUUGAAGGAAUCAAGUUCCUUCCUUUGCACCCUGGCCCCGUGCUUCAGCAGCCCCUGGGGGAAGGGAGGCAGGAUGGGGGGGGGUCUCCUGGGCACCGGAGGGCAAAGGAGGUGGUCACAGUAGGGGGCAGCCUGGUCGACACAUGCAAAGAGCCAGUUUGCAGGGGAAGGGCAAGGCCCCUUGGGGAUGUUUCACCACAUAAAAAGGCCCUGCAGGGAGGCGUAAGACCAUAAAGAGAAUCUGCUGGAUCAGGCCAAUGGCCCCCCUAGUCCAGCCUCUCAAGAGCGGACAAGCAGAUGCUCCAAAGGGAAACGGGCAAGAGAGCAACUCUCCCAUCCUGCGGUUUCCAGAAACUGGUCUUCAGAAGCAUCACUGCCCGAUUCUGGAGGCUGAGCAGAGCCCUCCUGGCUGGGCACCAUCAACAGUCCUGCCCUCCAUGAAUUUUCCCAAUCCUCUUUGAAAGCCAUCCAUCUUGGUGGCCGUACCUGCCUCCUGGGGCUGCGAGUUCAACAGUUUAUAACUAGGCGCUGCCAAGCUCUCCGUCUCCAGGUUGUGGCAGCUUUGACUUUCAGAGAGUGACAGUUAAAACUGGCGUUGACCCACCCACCUGCCGUAAGGCUAUGCCCGUUCUGCUGUCUGUACGUGUCCGCUUGGCUUAAGACGCCUCGGCCACUCAGGGAGGGUCCUGGGGCUGCUGCCCACCCCCGCCAGUUUGAGCAGCAGGAAGGAACCCUUUGCAGGGACGCCACGGGUCUGAUUCUCUGCCCUCCACCCGCAGGCCAUCCACGAGGGCAUGAACUGCAAGCAGUACCAGGACAAGCUGCAGUUCCAGGCUCACAAUGACGCUGCUGCCCGCGAAACCAGCAACAUGCUGAAGGUGAGCUGGCCAGGAGGGGGAGGGGCUGCAUUUCAUGGCAGGGGCUGGGUCCUACCACGCUUCUUCCCACCCCAAUGAAACGUUCAAAGCCCAAGUGCCUUGGCACGGUAUUCAGCCCUAUCGCCUGGGCUGUGGGCACUGGCAGAGCCAACCCUCUGGAUCAAUGCGGGGGGGCGGGGGAGAUGGGGAGUAGCUCAAAGGGACUGGACAAGGGCCUGUUCUGGCCACCCCCCGGACGGCCUCUGGGUGCAUUUUCCUCUUGGCACAAAGGGCAUGAUGGGGGUGGACUAGGUGACCCGUGGGAGCCCCUGCCCUCUAUGAUCUAUGGCCACCCUCUCUCUGUCUCCGCCAGACGCUGGUGCAGCUGGGAGACGCCAUGCACUGUCCCGUCUGCCGCAUCGUGGUGCAGAAGAAGGGGGGCUGCGACUGGCUCCGCUGCCCUGUCUGCCAGACGGAGAUCUGCUGGGUGACCAAGGGGCCGCGCUGGGGGCCUGGGGUAAGCGCGGAAGGGGGCUCAGGGGCUGCCACACCAGGCAGCAGGAGGGGCGAGAAGAGGCUCCAGAAGAGACUAACGGGGGGCCUAGACGAAAAAGGGGGCUGGCUGGUCAGCUGCUCCCAAUCUGCAAACCAUCCAACAGAUGACGUGGCCCAGAAUGCUUUGCAAUGUGCAGAGGGCAUCCCAGUAGAGAUAAAUGGAGAGGGUGAGGGCGGCCAGAGGACAGGAAGUUUUCAGCGCUUUCUCAGAGGGAGAUGGACCGUGUGCUGAAGCAAGUCUGAGGCCAGCAAUGCCCUGCCUUGCGGACUUUGGGAGACAGGCGUCUUGGGAAGGGGGCUGGGAUGUCUCCAAAGCACCACAUCCUUAGGAAGCUCCACUCUGCGGAACUCCCUUCCGGCCGGGCGGCUGGUCUCCCCCUGAUGCGCUUUGUCCUCCUCCCUGGCAGGGUCCCGGUGACACCAGCGGAGGCUGCCGGUGCAACGUGGAUGGGGAAAGGUGCCACCCCCAAUGCCAGAACUGCCACUGAGCACCUGCCAAAGGGGCAUCAGAUGCUGCCAGGACUCCCAUUGGCAAGGAAGGAGCCUCUGCACCCAGAGACGAGAAGCGGCCCGUUGGAAGCCGGCCUUGGGGAGAGGCCUCAGCAAGGCUGGCUGCUCCUUCCCCAGACUUUAGAGGAUGCAGCAGAUGAAAGACCCACCUGCCCCACCCACUGUGGCUGCCGCAGAUGCUCUGCCCCCCACUCCCUGCACUGACCUCCGAGGGGCGGCCACGCUCCCCUGCCUGAGGGAAGAAGGGGCUGCUUUGGCCCUGCCUCCGCCCCACUGUGCCUUUGAGCCCCAUCCCUCACCCCUUUUGCACUACCAGAAUCUCACUCUGCGACCCCCUGGCCAAGGAGACGGGGCUCCCCAAAGGGGUCCCACUCCUGGAAGCACCCUCGCCUCAACUGACAGCCCCCAGUGCGGGGCGCUAAGCUUUGGGGGGGCAACAUCAGCACCAAGGAAGGGGGAAGCUCCCCAGGAUGUAUGCUGCUGAAUAAAAAAGAAAAAGUAUAAAUGUGGGGCAUGCGCAGGAGAUUUUUUUCCAGGGUGUGUGGGGGUGUGUAUAAAAUAAAACAGCCACUCAAGAC